This is a messenger RNA of Pichia kudriavzevii, 2106 nucleotides long. RefSeq lists its product as uncharacterized. NCBI's taxonomy places the organism in Eukaryota, Fungi, Ascomycota, Pichiomycetes, Pichiales, Pichiaceae. Bases 1 to 2106 code for a protein of 701 amino acids. Gene Ontology annotation, cellular component: cell division site; cell tip; nucleus. The transcript has a single exon. Gene Ontology annotation, molecular function: protein binding. Gene Ontology annotation, biological process: carbon catabolite repression of transcription. The record is from RefSeq and is a predicted model, not a curated record.
AUGUAUGUUCCCCUGGAUUUGACACGACCAAAUAUCAAACCUAUUGCGUUUGGCCACAUACUUGCCACCAACAUAUACCCCGUUCAUGCUACGGAUCACAAUGCAAUUUUCCGCUUAAGUGAAGAGGACUACUCAUUUAAUUACCUUGAUUCUACAUACCGGGGAGACAUUGGAAUACGGAUCUCAAGAACCCCACUAUCUCCACAAGAUCCUUCGACAUAUGCCGCAUUAUCAAAAUAUACUGAAUAUUACUUGAGAAGAUUACAUUCCAGUAUAGGAGCAUUGCCUGCUAACCAGUUAGAAAAGGCACCUCUGAAAGUACCAAAAGACCUGGUUGUUUCUCAUUCAGAUGGUAAGACAGAAUUACUGAUGAUUGGAUCUAUGAUUAAUCCUUUAUCCUCGGAUAAAUUCAAGCCGGUUCAUUUAACUCCAGGAUGCCACUCGCUGAUUGUAACAUAUGAGCGAGAGCAACAUAACAACCAAACUAAUACCCUCAAUAAGCUUUUUGGGAAAACAGGUAAACAUGAAAAACAUUCAUACCACCACGUUGAUCAGUCCGACUUGAAGUUACCGAAAUCUAACCUGAAUAGGAAUACCUCAACAUUUGUGGAGAGGAUUACAACUUGUGAUAAUUAUAUCAAGAAGCUGAAUAAUGCACGCUCAAUCUUGAUUUCGGCACAUGGUAGAGUGUUUAGUGUGCUGGCGCUGGAUGAUGACCCAAAGCAGAUUGAUAUAGAUCCUGUUUGCCUGAGAGUAACAGUCAGUACGAGUGUCAUAACUAGUAUGAGUGCGUUUAAGCAAUACAGACUAAACUCAGACAAAAGUUUAGAUGUGCUGUUUGGCUUUGCAUCAGGUGAUAUUCUAUGGCUGAAUCCACUGAAAAUGAAGUAUUCUAGAUGGAAUAAAAAAGGAUCAUUUAAAAAGGAAAUAAUAACGUCUAUUGAAUGGUCAACCUGUGGGAACUAUGGUUAUGUUGGUUUUGCUGAUGGCGAUCUGCUAAUAUUCAACAGAGAUUAUGAAGAUAACGACCUUGUUUAUGCACCUAAAGUUCACUCUAGGAAAAAAAACCUGAAGAUAUACCACUCAUUGAACACAAGUCCAUGCAACCACCUUGUGGGGCACUACAAAUUAGCUAAAAAGCCAAUUACAAGUAUAAAAUCACACCCCACAUACAACAAUAUCAUUGUGAUUACUUCUGAUGAUGGGUUUACACGAGUAUUUGAUUUAUUGACAGAGUCAAUAACUGAUAUUGUUCCCUCUUACUAUGGUGGGGUUUUAACCUCCGAAUUUUCCCCUGACGGGAAGUAUUUAUUUCUCGGAGGUGAAGAUGAUAUUGUUUCUGUCUAUUCGUUUCAAUCCAUGCAUAUAUUUGGCAUGUCUAAUGAAAGAGGAUUAUUAAGACUCGUCUCUAGGUUACAAGGCGCAAAAUCGUGGGUGAGAGGAAUUGUUGUCAGACAACAGGCAUUUUCUAGCUCAUUGAGUUACACUGUUGGAGCUGCGAGUGAUGAUGGGUAUAUUCGAUUCUACGAGUUUCAACCCAGAAGUUCCAGGAAGGCCAAAAAACACCAUACAGUAAUGACAAAUCACAUGGGCACCCCGAAAUCUCCUGCACAGAAAGCGCUUUCUGCUCUUUCGAUUGAGCGGUCUGGCAGUCUUGAAUCGAGACAUAGAAAGUUAACGCCAAGGGCAAGUACCAACCAUUCACUGAGCCCGGCACCCAAUCGUCUCUCGCUAAGAGAAUUGAUCAAUUCCGGUGCUUCUUCAACAUCACUAGUACGUAGCCAGAACCACUCUUCGAAACAAAUGAAGCUGGGAGAUGGUGUCCUAAUGUGUCCGGUCCAGAUCAACGACAAAGCCAAUGAUUCACUAGUUUCUCAUCAUGUGAUGUUUAAAGAGAAGAAAUUGAACCACAAUAUCCUUUUCUCAGAGGUCAGGGACACAUACAUUCACAAUACUGUAGGGAUGGAAUCAGUAACGAAAACUCUUCCUGUCUCGGAGAAGAACGUCAACUUGGGGAGAUUAAGUGGUCUUUACAUUGAAGACCAUUACAUUUGGGCGUUUGUUGCAGGUGGUGACUUGAUUAGGUUCAAGAAAUACAGCAGCUAG